AUGGCGGGUGGCAUCGUCAAAUUCCGGCAUCUGAGCCGCAACGCGGCGCACCGGCAUGCGCUCCUCCGCAACCUGGUCACGUCCCUGGUCAAGCACGAGUCCAUCCAGACUUCCUUUGCCAAGGCCAAGGAGGCCCAGAGGCUGGCCGAGAGGCUCAUUACCCUCGCCAAACGCAACAACGAGGAAACGCUCCGCAAGGCCAUGGGAAUCCUCUACACCCCGCACAAGCACCUCCCCAAAGUCUUCAUUCAACUUGCCGCCCGCUAUGCCGACCGGCCGGGCGGCUACACGCGCGUGCUGCGCACGAUGCCCAAGAACGCGUACGACCAGGGCGACUCUGCCAUCCUGCAGCUCGUCGACGGGCCGCGGGACCUGCGCUUCGCCUUCACGGCGGCCGCCGUCGCGCGGGACAGGAGCCUCGGCCGCGAGAGCAAGCCCCUCACGCUGCUCAACCAGCAGAAAGUCACGCGGUUCCGCAAGGACGGCGAGGCAAAGUUUGACAAGAUGGUCGAGCGCAUGGCCGGCAUCAACCUCGGCACCCCCACCGCCGCCCCCAGGAACCCCUUGCGAGUAAAGACGCCGCUCCUAAGAUGA
Messenger RNA from Microdochium trichocladiopsis, 594 nucleotides. RefSeq names its product ribosomal protein L17. Gene Ontology annotation, biological process: translation. NCBI's taxonomy places the organism in Eukaryota, Fungi, Ascomycota, Sordariomycetes, Xylariales, Microdochiaceae. The record is from RefSeq and is a predicted model, not a curated record. The transcript is spliced from 2 exons. Gene Ontology annotation, molecular function: structural constituent of ribosome. Gene Ontology annotation, cellular component: ribosome; mitochondrial large ribosomal subunit. Bases 1 to 594 code for a protein of 197 amino acids.